CGCCCCUCCAAGAUGGCGGCGCCCUCCCUCAGCCGCGGUGCCUUCGGUGCCCCCCGGAUUUUGGGGGGUCCCGGGGGAGGCCGGGUCCGAGUUCGGGCCUGGAGCACCGGGACCCCCUCAGAGGAGCCCCCCCAAGCCGGGGAGACCCUCGGGAACCCCGCGUGGGACCCCUCGGAGCUCGCGAGGCUCCGCGGGCGCGAGCAGCGCGAGAAGCGGCAGCGAUUGAAGAGGGAGCGCGCUGAGGGGAGAGCGGCAGCCGGGCAGGAGCCCAGUCCACUCCCCAAAGGUUGGACCCCAAAAGCUGAGGUGGAAUAUCGGCAUCCCCUGGGACCCGACGGAAAAAAGGCCACGCAGGUGCCGCUGCCCCCCCAGUACAGCCCCCGCUACGUGGAGUCUGCCUGGUACCAGUGGUGGGAGAGGGGAGGGGUCUUCAGCCCCCCCGAACAGGCCCCGGGGGGGUCCCCGGUGCUGAGCCUGGUGCUGCCCCCCCCCAACGUCACGGGGUCCCUGCACCUGGGCCACGCCCUGACAGUGACCCUGCAGGACAUCCUGGUGCGAUGGCGGAGGAUGCAGGGCUGGAGCGUCCUGUGGGUGCCGGGCACCGACCACGCUGGCAUUGCCACCCAGGCCGUGGUGGAGCGCUGGCUGUGGCGGCACCGGCGGCAGCGCCGGCAGGACCUGGGCCGGGCUGAGUUCCUGAGGGAGGUUUGGCGCUGGAAGGAGAGGCACGGGGACGAGAUCCUGGGGCAGCUGCGGGCGCUCGGGGCCUCGCUGGACUGGAGCCGCUGUGCCUUCACCAUGGACCCGGCCUUCUCCCGAGCUGUCACCGAGGCGUUCGUGCGGCUGUUCCGGGCGGGGCUGAUCCGGAGGGACCAGAGAGUGGUGACCUGGAGCUGUGCCCUGGGCUCUGCCCUGGCCGACGUCGAGGUGGAGCCCCGAGUGCUGUCGGGUCCCACGGAGCUCAAUGUCCCCAACUGUCCCCAACCCGUGACCUUCGGCCUCCUCGUCACCUUCGCCUACCCCGUGGAGGGGGAUGACGGGCUGGAGUUGCCCGUGGCCACCACUCGCCCUGAGACCAUUUUUGGGGACGUGGCCGUGGCCGUGAACCCGAAGGACCCGCGGUACCUGCACCUUCAUGGCCGCCGGGUGCGGCACCCGUUCAGCGGGGCCCUGCUGCCCGUGGUGACCGACAGCAGCGUGCAGCCUGAGAUGGGCACUGGUGCAGUGAAGGUCACACCUGGGCACAGUCCCCAGGACCUGGCUCUGGCCCGGGCCCACGCUCUGCCCCUGCUCUCGGUCAUUGGGGACAAUGGCACCUUGUGUCCCCCAGGUGGGGGGUGGCUGCAGGGUGUCCCCAGGUUCGAGGCCCGUGCCCGCGUUGUGGCAGCCCUGGCCCAGCUCGGGCUGUUCCGGGGUGUCCAGGACCACGCCAUGACCUUGCCCCUCUGCAGCCGCUCCGGGGACGUCGUUGAGUUCCUGCUCAAGCGUCAGUGGUUCCUGAGCUGUGGGGACAUGGCCAGGGGGGCUCUGCAGGCAGUGACGUCGGGGAGGCUCCACCUGGUGCCCAAAUUCCACGAGAAAAACUGGAAAACCUGGAUGGAGAACGUGGGGGACUGGUGCCUCUCCCGUCAGCUCUGGUGGGGCCAUCAGGUACCUGCGUACCAGGUGAGGGGGGGCACCGUGCCCACAGCUGCCCAGGUGUGUGCCCAGGAUACCCAGGUGAGUCCCCAGGAGGGGCCGUGGUUCGUGGGGCGCAGCGAGGCCGAGGCUCGUGCGGAGGCCGCCAGGAUUUUGGGGUGCUCACCUGGACAGGUGCAGCUGCAGCAAGACCCCGAUGUUUUGGACACCUGGUUCUCCUCCGCUCUCUUCCCCUUCGCUGCCCUGGGCUGGCCCGAGCAGAGCCCCGAUUUUGGCCGUUUUUACCCCAAUUCCGUGCUGGUGACCGGAAGUGACCUCCUGUUCUUCUGGGUGGCCCGGAUGGCCAUGCUGGGCCAGCAGCUCACGGGACAGCUGCCCUUCUCUCAGGUCCUGCUGCACUCUCUGGUCCGGGAUUCCCAGGGAAGGAAAAUGAGCAAAUCCCUGGGGAACGUCAUCGACCCGCGUGACGUCAUCGGGGGGGCCACGCUCCAGGAGCUGCAGGAGAAGCUUCAGAGUCGAACCCUGGACCCCCAGGAGCUGCAGGUGGCCCAGGAGGGGCAGAGGCAGCAGUUCCCACAGGGGAUCCCCGAGUGCGGUGCCGACGCCCUGAGGCUGGCCCUGAGCAGCCACAACGUGCACGGCCCCGAAAUCCGGGUGGGCGUGGCCUCGGUGCUGACUCAGCGCCGCUUCUGCAACAAAGUCUGGAACGGGGUCGGCUUUGUGCUCAGGGCCCUGGAGAGGGAGGGGGGCACCCCAAAAACACCCCCCGAGGAGGUAGCCCCCGUAGCCCCCCUGGACCGCUGGCUCCUGUCCCGUUUGGCCGCUGCUGUCGCCGCCUGCUGUCGCCACUUGGAGGCGCUGCAGUUCCAGGGAGCAGCUGGGGCCGUGCAGAACUUCUGGGUUCGGAACUUCUGUGACGUUUACUUGGAGGUGGCCAAGGUGUCCCUGCUGUCCCCUUCUCUCCGUCCCGGUGUCCUGGCCACCCUCGUGGCCGGCUCCGAGCUGGGCCUUCGCCUCCUGGCCCCCUUCGCCCCCUUCUUGGCCGAGGAGCUCUGGCAGCGCCUGCCCCGCGCGCCCCCCGCGCCCCCCACCCUCUGCAGGGCCCCCUUCCCUGACCCCCAAAAACUGGCUCGGUGGCACAGUCCCGAGCUGGAGACGCAGGUGGCCGCCAUGUUGGAGCUGGUGAGGGCCGUGCGGGGCCUGCGGGAGACCUUUGGGCUCAGGGGUGCCUCCCGACCCCCAGUGCUGGUGCAGUGCCAGGAGCCGGCUCGCGAUUGGCUGGAGCCGCUCGGCUCCGCCUUCCAGGCACUCUCGGGGGCGGGGCCUGUUCAGCUUCUGCCCCCAGGGGCGGAGCCGGGGCCGGGCUGGGCGGGAGCUCCAGCAGCUUCCGGAACCUUCGUUCACCUGCGCAUCCAGGGCCUGGUGGAUCCAGGGCCUGCCCGGGCCCAGCUCCGCGCUCGCCUCACGAACCUCGAGCGGCGCCUCAGGAGCCUCGGGGGGGCCCGGGAGCCCCUCCCCGGCACCGCCCAGCACCACCAGGCCGCAGUGCUCCGAGCGGACCUGGCCAGGCUGGAGCAGGCCCUGCAGGCCCUGGAGACCCCCGGGGACCCCUCAGAGACCCCCCCGGGGAUCCCCAGCUCUGGAGGGGGCCCAGGGUGUGCACAGGUAGCGCCACCCGUGGCCGCAGCAGAGGCAGCGCAGGAUGAGGUGGGGCUGGCCACGCCCUGGGGUGUCAGCGGGCCCAGCGUGGAGGACAUGGCGGGGAUGGUCCUGGUGGCCUUUGUCAUCGGGGGGCUCUGCCUGCACCUGUGGCUCCGGGCGGGGAGGUGA
Molecule: messenger RNA, 3468 nt
Organism: Cinclus cinclus
Lineage: Eukaryota; Metazoa; Chordata; Aves; Passeriformes; Cinclidae
Gene: VARS2
Product: valyl-tRNA synthetase 2, mitochondrial
Exons: 31
Coding region: 13-3468 (1151 amino acids)
Biological process (GO): valyl-tRNA aminoacylation
Cellular component (GO): cytosol
Molecular function (GO): ATP binding; aminoacyl-tRNA deacylase activity; valine-tRNA ligase activity
Source: RefSeq, a predicted model, not a curated record